Molecule: messenger RNA, 1647 nt
Organism: Colletotrichum higginsianum IMI 349063
Lineage: Eukaryota; Fungi; Ascomycota; Sordariomycetes; Glomerellales; Glomerellaceae
Product: Transferase family protein
Exons: 2
Coding region: 1-1647 (548 amino acids)
Molecular function (GO): acyltransferase activity, transferring groups other than amino-acyl groups
Source: RefSeq, a predicted model, not a curated record
AUGGACAAUCCCGAGUCAGUGGGCCCCGUCUCCGUCGAUGCAGUGGCACGCAGAAGACGAUACGUUUUCCCGGUCAUGGCGACCAACACGUACACCGCGGCCCCUGUCCAUCCAGGCAUUGGCUCAUCCCUCGAAGGGCCGAGAACUGUGACGACGCAGCUCAGCGUCUUCGAUCUCAUCCCUCCCCGAGUCUACAUCAAAUUUAUCGUCUAUCUGCCGCUGAAGCUUGAUGUCAGCUUCCAGCAGGCGUUUUCCCAUCUGCAAGCGGGCCUCCGCACGACACUGCAGCAGUUCCCCUUCCUCAACGGCCGCAUUUAUCCCCGUGAUGAACGAGAACCAGGCUGGAGACCCGGGCACAUCGUCGUCUCACAUGACGCUGCCGGCCAGAGCGAUCCCGAAAAGCCUCCGCGGCAACUCGUAUUCAAAGACCUGUCCCAGGUGCUACCGGACUACGAGGACCUUCGCGACAACGGAUUCGAGUUCUCGGCGUUUGACGACGAACUCGUCCUCGCCGCUCCGUUCGUGCCGGAUCUCACGGGCGGCGCGGAUGUGUUCCUGGCCCAGGCCAACUUCGUCAACGGCGGCUGCAUCCUCGCGACCGGGUUCCACCACUCGGCCUGCGACGCCACCGGCAUGGUGACGGCGAUGCGCGCCUGGUCGGAGCACUGCAGAAACCUGGGCCAGCCUCACGACGACGCCGACUUGUGCAGCUGGCUGGCCCCGGAAAGCUUCGACCGGACUCUGCUCGAGCGGCUGUGGAGCAAAUCCCCGGCCAAGCCCGCUUCCGACAUCCCGCGCGACACGUGGGGCUUCCUUGGCUUCCAGCCUCCGGGAACGGAAGAGGACCCGGCGGCGGUGGCGGCGGCGGCGGCGGCGGAGGAUACGGCCCCAUCAUCGGCUCCGGUUCGGACCAUGGAGUCUAGCAUAUUCUACAUCUCCCCGGAAAACUUCAAUAACCUAAAAAAAGAGGUUCUGGAUAGCUCUCACAACGACGACGACGACAACGACAAGGCUCUUUCGGCGAAUGAUGCGCUGUUGGCCCUUUUCUGGCGCGCUCUUAUGAAAGCGCGGUACAACGCCGCCAAAGCGGCGGGUAAGGCCACGCCGCCGGGGGAGAUUUCGUACCUGGAGUCGCCGGUGGACGGCAGGCCGGACUUCGACCCGGCGCUUCCCUCGUCGUACGCCGGCAACCUCGUCAUCGUCAACAAGGUCCCGAUGCCGGUGGCCCAGCUCGCCUCGCCCGAGACCAGCCUGCGCGACGUCGCGCAGCGGAUCCGCGCGCAGGCGGCCAAGGUGAACCCGGGCCUCGUCAAGGACGCCUUCACCCUCAUGCGGGAGGUGCCGGACUACACGAAGCUGAGGCACGCCUUCACCCGUCUCGACGGGUUCGACGUCAUGAUCACGUCGGUGCUGCUGCUGCCGCUGGACGACAUCGGCUUUGGCGGCGACGUCUUUGGCAACGACGGCAGGCCCGAGUCGCUGCGGCCCCUGAUGGACGCCUUCAACGCCAAUUUCCGGCUGUGCAUGGUGUUGCCGAUGAAGGGCCACGGCGGCAUUGAGCUGCUGGUGAGCUUGUUCGCCGACGAGAUGGAGCAGUUGCUGGAGGAUGACGAGUUUGCCAAGUACGCCGCUUUCUGCUGUCACUAA